AUGAAGUGGACCAAGUGGCUGGGGGUGGGGGUGGGGGCUGUUGCUCUCUUGGGUCUGGGGAUCAUCCUGGGCCACUUUGCUAUCCCCAAAGGGACCGACCCACCAGCCCACCAGGACCUGGAUAUGGAGGUCCUGAACACCGUCAUGGGACAACUGGAGGCCAGCAGGAUCCGGGAGAACUUGAGAGAACUUGCCAGAGAGCCCCACCUGGCCACCAGCCCCCAGGAUGAGGAGCUGGUGCAAUUGCUGCUGCAGCGCUGGAGGGACCCUGCGUCUGGCCUGGAUGCGGCCGAGGUCUCCACAUACGAGGUGCUGCUGUCCUUCCCCAGCCCGGGGAAGCCCAACCGCGUGACUGUGGUGAGCCCCACUGGAAACAUCCUCUUCUCCUGCCGCCAGACAGAGGAGAAUCUGACUGGGGAACAAGGAGGUCCUGAUGUGGUGCCACCCUAUGCUGCCUAUGCUCCCCCUGGGACCCCGCAGGGCCUCCUGGUCUAUGCCAACCGGGGCACAGAAGAUGAUUUUAGGGCGCUACAGUCUCAGGGCAUCAAUCUCAAUGGCACCAUUGCCCUGACCCGCUAUGGAGGUGCUGGGCGUGGGGCCAAGGCCCUGAAUGCCGCCAAGCACGGGGUGACUGGAGUGCUGGUGUACACCGACCCAGCUGACAUCAACGAUGGCCAGAGCUUACCCAACGAGACUUUUCCCUAUUCAUGGGGCCUGCCUCCCUCGGGGGUGGAGCGGGGCUCCUACUAUGAGUAUUUUGGGGAUUCCCUGACUCCUUACCUUCCUGCCAAGCACUCCUCUUUCCGCCUGGACCCUGCCACUGUCUCUGGAUUUCCCCCAAUUCCCACCCAGCCCAUUGGCUUUGAGGACGCAAAAUCGCUGCUCUGUAACCUCCAGGGAACUCUGGCACCAACAGCCUGGCAGGGAGCCCUGGGAUGUGACUACAGACUGGGGCCUGGCUUCCGGCCUGAUGGGCAUUUUCAAGCCAACAGCCAGGUGAACGUGAGUGUGUACAACCGCCUGGAGCUGCGGAACUCCUCCAAUGUCUUGGGGAUCAUCCGCGGGUCUGUGGAGCCUGACCGUUAUGUGAUGUAUGGGAACCACCGCGACAGCUGGGUGCAUGGGGCUGUGGACCCCAGCAGCGGCACCGCUGUCCUCCUGGAGCUCUCCCGCGUCCUGGGGACCCUGCUGAAGAAGGGCACCUGGCGUCCUCGCAGAUCAAUUGUGUUUGCCAGCUGGGGGGCCAAGGAGUUCGGGCUCAUAGGUUCCACUGAAUUCACAGAGGAAUUCUUCAGCAAGCUGCAGGAACGCGCUGUGGCCUACAUCAAUGUGGACAUUGCGGUCUUUGCCAAUGCUACCCUGAGGGCACAGGGGACACCUCCAGUCCAGAGUGUCAUCUUCUCUUCAGCAAAACAGGUCCCUGCCCCAGGUCCCAGAGGCCUCAGUAUCUAUGACAACUGGAUCCGGUACUUCAAUCGAAGCAGCUCUGUAUAUGGCCUGAUCCCCAGCCUUGGCUCCCUGGGAGCUGGCAGUGACUACGCACCCUUCCUUCACUUUCUGGGCAUCUCCUCCAUGGACAUUGCCUACACCUAUGAUCGGAGCAAAACCUCAGCCCGGAUCUACCCCACCUAUCACACAGCUUUCGAUACGUUCGGUUACGUGGACAAGUUUCUGGACCCUGGUUUCAGCAGCCACCAGGCUGUGGCCCAGACAGCAGGGAACGUGCUGCUUCGCCUCAGUGACAGCCUCUUCCUGCCCCUCAACGUCAGUGACUACAGUGAGACCCUCCGCACCUUCCUGCAGGCUGCCCAAAAGGACCUUGGGACCCUGUUGGAGCAACACAGCAUUAGCCUGGGCCCCCUGGUGAAUGCAGUGCAGAAAUUUGAGGAUGCUUCAGCAGCCUUGAACCAAAGAAUGUUGGCGCUGCAAAAAGGCAACCCCGACCCCCUGCAGGUCCGGAUGCUUAAUGACCAGCUGAUGCUCUUAGAAAGAAGCUUCCUGAACCCUCGUGCCUUCCCAGAGGAACGCUACUACAACCACGUGCUCUGGGCGCCCCGCACAGGAAGCGUCGCCACAUUCCCGGGCCUGGCCAAUGCCUGCUCCAAGGCCAUGGCCACAGCCCCUGGAUCUACAGCCUGGGCUGAGGUGGCGAGGCAGUUCAGCAUCGUGGUGGCAGCUUUGGAAGGCGCAGCUGCCACCCUGAGGCCUGUGGGGGAUCUCUGA
Molecule: messenger RNA, 2223 nt
Organism: Chrysochloris asiatica (Cape golden mole)
Lineage: Eukaryota; Metazoa; Chordata; Mammalia; Afrosoricida; Chrysochloridae
Gene: NAALADL1
Product: N-acetylated alpha-linked acidic dipeptidase-like 1
Exons: 18
Coding region: 1-2223 (740 amino acids)
Molecular function (GO): carboxypeptidase activity
Source: RefSeq, a predicted model, not a curated record